GGUUUGGAGUCUCAGAUGGAGCCGAGAUCUGUGGGAAUCUGUUGUGUGCAGCAGCAGAGAGAGAACAGCAGACAGGAGAGAAGAUACUGGAGAUGUUAUCAUCAGUGUGCAGAUACAACACAUUCCCUCUUAGUGACAGAGACCUGGAUCAUGAUGAUGAUGAUGAUGAUCUUCAAUAUCAGUGUGAUUUCCUGCUGGAUCUUUUCUCCCAUGUGAAGGACUAUGAGUCUAAAACAGGCCUGAGUGUUCUUCCAGCAUUACAGUCAGUUUUCCAGUCAGUUCCUCCAGUCUGGAUCAUAGACCUCUCAGAGAGAAAGACCUCCAUCCUCCUGGAAGUGCUGAAACUCCAAUCAGAGAAGAAACAAGUGGAGCUGACAGGCUGGUCAGAUGAAGAGAGUGAAGUGAGGAGUUUCCUGCAGUGUGUGCCUUAUAUCUCACAGCUCAGCUGUCGUCCACAGUUCUUCCAGAGUGUGUGUACAUCCAUCUCUGUAAAAUCCAGAAAGGAGGUGAAGCAGCUGGCCUCUCUGCUGAAGCUGCUGGGCUUCACCCUGCACCUAACAGGGGAGUUAGGAAGGAAAACCUGCAGGACUGUGGGGAAAGUUCUUGGACUUUGUGCCUCUAACGUGGAUCUCAUCCUCACGCCCACAAAGGUGUCUGUCAGAGGAGCCGCCCUCCUCUUUAGAUCCAGCACACAACUACACAGUCUGAGGCUGUCCAACCACACGGCCUUGCUGCUGUUUGGAUGCGUAAGAAGGGGGAGAAUGGUCUGUCCGUUGGUUCUUGAAGAUCUUUCUCUUGCCCCUGAGACAGUCCAGCCACCAGAAAGAGAGCUGCUGAAGGUUGUCAGACGUCUGGCGUCCCUGCUGAGAUACUGGGAAGUCCACCGGUUAGACCUGACUGAGUUCUGCGUCCCUGCUCGGUGUGUCGUUACACUGCUGCUUCACAACGGUCCCUUAAGAAUCAAACUGAGCGCAGAGACUUUCCAGCAGCUACCGGCCCUCCUCCAUGAGAUCCAGGACCAGGACUUGACGUUGUCCAGCUUGACUAAGGUUGGUGGAGACCUGACCUCCUGCUGUCUGGACUGGGAGGUUCUUCACUAUCUGCUGCAGCAGGUGCCAGCUCAGACCAUCACUGUGAACCUGAGGAAGCAUCACUUCAUACAGGAGAACAUCACACGUCUGAUUCCCUUCCUGGACAGGAUUUUAUUUAAACGGUCCAGUCCCGGCUUUGUGCUGACUGCCAUCAGAGAGACGUAUAGAGCUCACGCCAGUCACAUUGUACCCAGUCUACUGAGGUCAUUUGAUCAUGUGAUCAACCUGACCUGCAGAGAGCUGGACUCAGUGGACUGUGCUGCUGUGUGCUUCACCCUCACACACAGUGACAGAGUCAACCUGAAGCUGUUGUGGACCUCCAUACCAGCAGGAGAAAUACAGUCCAUCCUCUUUACUCUGGACAAAGUUUCUCAACUCAGUGUUGACAGGAAUCUGCUGCUGAGGUUGAUCCACUGCUGUGCUGCCUGUGACGUCCAGCAGGAGGCAGCAUCAGGCCUGUUCAGGGUUACACAGCACAGGUUGGAUCUGUCCUGCUCUUCCUGUGUGGACCUGCGAGAGGAGGGUCAGACUGAGACUCUGUGCCUGACUGCUGGUGACUGCAGGGCCAUCUCCACCAUCCUGAGACACAGCAGCCAGGACACACAGCUGGACCUGCGAGACUGCGAGGUGGAGGACAGAGGACUGGAGCUGCUGUUUCCUGUCCUAGACAGAGUCUGCUUCAGAGCCAGUAAAGCCGUCCUCCUCCAGCUGCUGUCCCUGGUUUCUGUGAACACUGAGAGGGACACAGUGAGACGGGCGGUGUCCCUGUGUAGAGCCCUGGGUGGAGGCCUGGACCUCAGUCACACCACACUGGAUGAGCGGGCCUGCGGAGCUCUGGCUGUGACGCUGGACUUGUCUGAAGGACUGACGGAGCUGGACCUCAGUCACUGUCAGAUCACUGACCAGCUGCUGCUCACACUCAUCACACAUCUGCACAAAGUCCAAGCCCUCGAUUUGAGUCACAACAACAUCACGGAUGUUUCAACGGACAAGUUACUGCAGCUGCUCUCCAUCAACCCCUCCAUGGACACUGUGCGACUCUUUGGCAACAACAUCGUGGACAGAACAGCCUUUAAGAAAGACAAGCGCUUUGAAAUAUGGUGAACCUGUCGUCAGUGGGGUGGUAAUGGGAUCAUCAGAGAAUAAUUGUUCUAUCGUCUCAUAAUUAACUGUUUUCUAAUCGUGAGAUGAAAAUAUUACUGUAGUAUAAGAACUACGGUAGCCCUGAAGGCAAGUGAUGUUUUUUGUCAGGAUGAUUUUCUACGUUUUUUUUUUUUCAUCUGUAUAAACAACCCUGAGAGGUGAAGUGAAAUUUUUUUCUACCACUUUUGGGAAAAAGUAUAAAUACCACUGUGGCCUCACAGAAACAAGGUUCUGGGUCGGAACCUGCUGGGACCUUUCUGUGUGGAGUUUGGAUGUUCUCCCUGUGUCUGUGUGGUUUCUCUCUGAGUGCUCCAGCUUCCUCACACAGUCCUAAGACUUGCAGGUCAGGUUCAUUAGUGACUCUAAAUUGCCUGUAGGUGUGAAUGUGAGUGUGAGUAGUUGUCUCUGUGUGUCAGCCCUGUGAUUGACUGACGACCUGUCCAGGUGUAAUGUCAGCUGGGAUUGGCUCCUUCAAGAGACAGUUAAGGUAAAUAACAUAGUCUCUUCUGGCACUUUUAAAGAUUUGUUAUUUGUUAUUUGAGUCUGUUGUUGAGGGCUGUAAAUGUUUUGUAUAAUUUUUAACAUAAAUUUUAAGUUUUUUAUUAUUAUUUUUUGCUAUUAAUUGAUAAGAUACUGUUGAGAUUGGGUGUUUUUGUAUUGACUGUUUUACAUUGUUUUAUGAACGACCGAAUGUUUGACUGUUUUAUGUUGUUUUUAUGAAACAAAUUCUUUGUAUGUAACCAUUGAGUUAUGAGACCUGGGUCUCCAUGGACCCCCCUGUCUA
Molecule: messenger RNA, 3018 nt
Organism: Seriola dumerili (greater amberjack)
Lineage: Eukaryota; Metazoa; Chordata; Actinopteri; Carangiformes; Carangidae
Exons: 9
Coding region: 93-2195 (700 amino acids)
Molecular function (GO): protein binding
Source: RefSeq, a predicted model, not a curated record